Molecule: messenger RNA, 1030 nt
Organism: Callorhinchus milii (elephant shark)
Lineage: Eukaryota; Metazoa; Chordata; Chondrichthyes; Chimaeriformes; Callorhinchidae
Product: sulfotransferase 6B1-like
Exons: 7
Coding region: 43-966 (307 amino acids)
Biological process (GO): sulfation
Cellular component (GO): cytoplasm
Molecular function (GO): sulfotransferase activity
Source: RefSeq, a predicted model, not a curated record
CAGCGAGCAAUCAACAAUCUCCACUGACAGCAGCCACGAGAGAUGGCAAGUGAGUGGCAGAGCUUCCAGCAGCGGGUGGACAAGGUGAUUGAGAAAGCCCAGUCCAUGAAUCCUGAAGAGCUGGUCUUCAGGUACAAGGGGCUGCUGUACCCGACACUGCUCAGCUCAGAGCAGACCCUGACCCAGCGUCUAACUUUCCAGGCCAGGAGAGAAGACGUGUUGUUCUCAGCUUAUCCCAAAUGCGGGUUUAAUUGGAUACAUCACAUGCUUUGGGACAUUGUCCAUGCAAAUGACGAAGAAGAACAGAACUAUGCAUUAACCAGAAAGUUUGCAAUGCUGGAGUUUGGAACUCCUGAGAAAUUUGAGGAGAUGAAAAGGCACCCUUCUCCCCGACUCUAUGGAACACACAGUCACUAUGACAACUUGCCAAAGUCUAUUAGUGAGAAGAAAACAAAGAUUCUUGUUUUGCUUCGUAAUCCCAAGGACAAUGCAGUUUCCUAUUAUCACUUCUAUCAGAAUAAUCCUUUACUGCCCUGCUUUCCAUCCUGGGAUGAGUUCUUCAAAAAGUACAUGACAGGAGAAGUUUUCUGGGGCUCCUACUUUGAUCAUGCGUUCAUCUGGAACCAACACAUAGAUGAUGAGAAUGUGAUGUUAGUUACCUUUGAAGAGCUGAAAGAGAAUUUAGAAGAGGGUGUGAAGAAGAUGGCAAUGCACUUUGGUUUCUCUCUGACUGAGGAACAGAUUAAAAAAAUUGCUGGAAGGGGUACCUUCAAGUCCAUGAGUGAAAACUCCCAGAUAACACAUUAUUCAUUUGGCAAAUGUAUCUUCCGAAAAGGUGAAGUUGGAGACUGGAAAAAUCAUUUCACCAAAGAACAGAGCCAAGAAAUGGAUUCAAAGUUUGAGGAGUGCUUGGCAGGCACAAAGCUGGGGGCCAAACUGAAAUAUAACAUCUACUGUAAAGCUUAAACAACAACACUGUGAAAUGAUCAUGAUCGUCAAUGAAGGAUUAAUAUUUCAAAAUAUUUUUUUU